CUGCAAAAUGCGACCAUGAACAAGAACCAGAACCAGAACACAAACUACAACAAUCCUCCGCAACCGAAUGCUCUUCAAUCUCCAGCGAAGCACCCACUUCACAAAGGUCAGUCAUCUCUUCCCUCUUUUCUUCAUCAAACACCACUGUUCAUCCACACCCUGUAACAACAAACAACCACAAUCAAACCCACACAUAAACACAACCUCAAUCAACCUUUCUAGCCUUACAACAUCAAUCCUAACCAAAUGUUCUAAUCUUCUAACCAAACCACCUCACCCCACAACCACUAGUCCCUCUGUUCAACAAUAUCUUCUUGAUGUGUCUUAUAUAAACCCUAGAGUUACCCGUAAGUUUUGGAGGAAGUCUGAGUUUCAACCCCAAGAUGUUCUUGAAUUGUUACUGGGUUUUCAAUCUAAUUCUGAGAAAUUGGGUGUUGAUGCCAAAAAGGUUGCAUCUUUAUUCAAAAUUUUCAAGUGGGUCUGUUCAAGAAUUGAAAAAGGUACAAGCUUUAAGCAUCUUGAUCAGUCUUUCAAGGUUAUGAUACAGUUGUUGGUUCGGGUCGGGUUGUUUAAAGAUGCCGAAUGGGUAGUUUUGGAGAUGGGUAAAGAAGGGAUUUUGUUGGAUGAUCAAGAAGUUUAUAGUAGUUUGAUUGAAUGGUAUGUAGGUGUUGAUGAGUUAGAAAAGAGUGUUGAUAUGUAUGAUCGAAUGAGGGGGUUGAAUUUGGUUCCGUUGUUGUCUUGCUAUCGUACUCUCGUUAAUUAUCUUGUUCAUACGGAUGAAAGCAAGUUGUGUUUUCGAGUUUGUGGUGAUAUGCUUGAUAUGGGUAUGGCGGAAAAGGAAACGUACGAGAAAGUCGUUCGAGUUCUAUGUAGAGUUGGGAAUGUUCUCGAAUCGAGAAAUUUGAUUAAGAAGGCGUGUGUUUAUGGAAUAAAGCCGAGUUUAUUAAUUCUUGAUGCAAUUGCUAGUGGUUAUUGUGAGAAAAAGGAUUAUGAUGAUUUGAUGAGUCUUUUUAUCGAAACGGAUUGCUUUCCCGAUGUCACGGUUGGCAACAAGAUCAUACAUUCGAUCUGUCAAGAUCUCGGUGUAAAAGAAGCUUUUGAAUUUCUUAAUGAAUUUGAGCGUUUGGGCUACACCCCGGAUGCUAUAACCUUUGGAAUCUUGAUCGGGUGGAGUUGCAAAGAGGGACAUUUGAAAAACGCCCUUUUUUAUUUGUCGAAUGUUUUAUCUAGAGGCCUAAAACCGCAUAAAAAUUCUUAUAAUGCGAUUAUUAGUGCGGUUUUCAAGCAUGGUAUGUGGAAUCAUGCCAAUGACAUUGUUCUUGAAAUGGAAGAUGAGGGUGUAACACUUGAUACGUCAACUUUUAGAGUUCUUUUAGCGGGGUAUUGUAACAACAGACGGUUUGAUGAGGUGAAGGUGAUUGUCGAAAAGAUGGCGCAAAAAGGAUCAAUCGAACACUCACCGUUACAAGAUCCUAUUUCCAAAGCGUUUUUGUUGUUGGGUAUUGAUCCAUCGGUUUUAAAAGUGAGGCGGGAUAAUGAUGUGGCGUUCUCCAAAACCGAGUUUUAUGAUAGUGCGGGGAAUGGACUUUAUUUAGACGGUGAUGUAGUUGACUUUGACCAAACUAUGAUAAACGUUCUAGACGAUGCAAUGGUUCCUGAUUAUAAUCGUAUUAUCUUGAAUGAUGACGGUCUUGCUACGAUAGACGAAUUGGUUCACUGGGGUCAAGAAUUGUUGGUUUCGGGUUUCUCAACACAACUGAAAAAGUUUCACGCAUCUAAUUCGGGUUUCAAAACACUCACAACUCUCUUGGAGAAAACGCCCAAUUUACAUGAUAAUCUUGAUGAAGAAACGCUUAAUUUGCUUGUUCAAGCGUAUGCGAAAAGGGGUUUCGUACAUAAAUCAAAGGAAAUAUUCGACAAAAUGGUCAAGAAGAAAGUCGUAAUCACGAAAGAGACAUAUUCCGCUUUAGUAAAAGGCUUAUGCAAGAAAGGGAACUCAAGUGACAUUCGUGAAUGCUGCGAUUUCAUUCAAAACAAGAACUUGUUACCUACGUUGAAUGAUUAUAGAACGUUAAUCAAUUCGUUAUGCAAGAACAAUAUGGUGGUGGAAUCUUUGUCUCUCUUUGAGCAUGCAAUGAUGGAUUACCCGCAUGAAGUAACAGAAAUCUUUUACGGUUUUCUUGAAAAUCUAUGCGGAAUCGGGUUCACUAAAACGGCUCGCUUUUUGUUCCACGAGCUUUUAGAACGCGGUUAUCGCUUGGAUCAGGUAGCGGAUACUCAUCUUCUAAGCGGACUUUGCAAAGAGAACCGUUCUUCAGAAGCUUUCGUUAUGUCAAAUACGAUGCUAGCCAAUAUUACGACCCCUAAUGUCGACAUUUAUAAUGUUUUGCUUCAUGGGUAUUGUGCGGUUAAUGACUUGACGAAAGUCAAAGAGGUAUUCGGUGCCAUCUUAAAGAAGAACAUAACCAUCUACACUUCAAGUUACAGUAAGUUUGUAUCGUUAAUGUGCAACGAGGGUCGAUACCGUUUCGCUUUCUCAUUGAAAGAUCUAAUGGUCAAACAGAGUUCUUCACAUAUAGAUAUAACUUUGUAUAACAUCCUCAUGUUCCAUCUUUUCGCCUCGAAGAACAGUGUAUUAGUUGAUACGGUUCUAGACGAAAUUCAAGAAAAAAGACUCGAGUUUGACGAUGUCACGUAUAACUUUCUCGUAUAUGGAUUCUCAAACUGUGAAUCUGGGUCACGUUCCGUUUAUUAUCUAACCGAAAUGAUGUCAAAAGAACUGAAACCAAGCAACCGAUCUCUACGAGCAGUAGUAAGAUCGCUUUUAGAAGAUAACAAGUUCACGGAAGUCUUGAAAUUGAGUCAAGAAAUGGAAACGAAAAGAUGGGUUCAUUGUUCGAUUGUUCAGAAUGUAAUCGUCACGAGUUUUUUGAACACGGGUAAGCUUCAAGACGCUGUAAAGUUUCUCGAAAACAUGAUUCGUAAAGACCUCGUUCCUGAUAACAUAAACUACGAUAAUCUAAUCAAGAAGAUGUGUCAUCAUGGAAGAAACGACACAGCUUCCGAUCUUCUCGACAGUAUGCUGAUGAAAGCAAACAUCCCAGAUUCAACAACCUACGAUCGUUUAAUUCAAGAUUUAAGCGUUUGUAACAAGAUCGACGACGCCCUUGAUCUUUAUACCGAAAUGUUGAACCACAAACUCGCGCCAAGUAUCAAAACAUAUGAAGUUUUGACCGAAAAGCUUUGUGAAUGUGGAAGAACGAUAGAAGGUGAAAAGCUAAUCGACGCUAUGAUCCGUGCAGGAGAGCAACCGAGUAAGGGGAUGUUUGGGUCGGUGGUUAGUAGGUAUCGGUUCGAAAGAAACUUUACAAAGGCGUCGGAGCUUUUACAAAGAAUGCAACAGUUUGGGUACAAACCAGACUUUGAGACUCAUUGGUCUCUCAUAAGCACUCUAAGCAGGCUUAGUGAUAGAAAUAUAGACGAUACCAGUAGUAAUUUUCUGUCGAAACUUCUUUCUGAAAGCGGGUUUAAGCCGAAAAAAGACGUGGAUCGGAAAUCGAAGUAAUUAGAGUGCGACCUGGUUUUGUAUUUAUUUCCUGCAUUUAAGCGUCUUGAAUAGCGUAAGCUGCGUUUGUAUUUUCUUUUUGAAAUUGCUCAUUCUGUAUCUAUACUUACAAGGUAUGUAUUCUGAUUCAUGUUCGAUCGCAAUAUUGUGUCUAUUUGUUUCUUUUCUGAUUUCGAUUUUUUUUUCUUCUAUUUUUUUAAUCGCCACAAGCUUUAAUAUAUCUGCUCAUACAUCUUCAAUCUUGAUCUUGAAGGUUUUAGUGAUUGUGGUUCUGUUAAGGAUACUAAUGAAGCGUUGAUUUUCGACAAAUCAGACUUUGACUAAGGAAAACAGUGUCACCAUUAUGGAUCAUGAGAAAGGAAGUUUGAUUCAGAAAGUCGUUGAUGAUCUGUUGGAGGAUCCUCGGUUUCUUGAUGUCUUCUUGAUACUUUUUGCGAUAUGGUCCAGUGCUAAUGGGAAAUAAAUGUUUGUCAACGUUUAUUCAUUUGUUCUUUCGGUAUCUGAUUAUUGCGCGUCGACACUUACGUCCCAAUAGUCACACUAUGCAACUUUUGAAGAUGUAUUGGUAAUUAUUGCCCACAAAUUUUAUUUUUAAGGAUAGACAUCAGCCAUCUAUAUAGGUAUUUUAGGGACCUGUUACACCUGUUUGGGUCAUGCCAAGUUGGUAGCAGGUUUGGGAUUUUAUUACAAGCUAAUAAAACCCAUUUUUGUUUUGGAUCA
Molecule: messenger RNA, 4285 nt
Organism: Helianthus annuus (common sunflower)
Lineage: Eukaryota; Viridiplantae; Streptophyta; Magnoliopsida; Asterales; Asteraceae
Product: pentatricopeptide repeat-containing protein At5g15280, mitochondrial
Exons: 3
Coding region: 68-3565 (1165 amino acids)
Molecular function (GO): protein binding
Source: RefSeq, a predicted model, not a curated record